CAACCGUAAUUAAAAUUAAAGAAUGCUCCACACUCUUCGCUCCAUACAAGCUCCUUUCACCCUUAAUAAUACUGCUCGUGCACUCUUCGCCAAAUUUGUCAGAGACAAGCCCCAUCUUAAUGUUGGUACCAUAGGACAUAUUGAUCAUGGUAAAACAACACUUACUUCUGCCAUCACAAAAGUCUUGGCUAAAUAAUAACUAGCUGAGUUCCAAGAAUAUGGUAAAAUUGAUAAGGCUCCUGAAGAGAAGGCUCGUGGUAUCACCAUCAAUAGUGCUACAGUGGAAUAUCAAACCAAAACUAGACAUUAUGGUCAUGUCGAUUGUCCAGGACAUAUUGAUUACGUCAAAAACAUGAUUACAGGAGCUGCCAAGAUGGAUGCUGCCAUUUUGGUCGUAGCAGCCACAGAUGGUUGCAUGGCUUAAACACGUGAACAUGUGCUUCUAUGUCGUCAAGUUGGUGUGGAGACUAUUAUUGUGUUUGUGAAUAAGAUAGAUUUAGCCAAAGAUCCAGAAAUCCAUGAAUUGGUAGAGAUGGAAAUCAGAGAACUUCUUAGCAAAUACGAAUAUGAUGGAGACAAUGCAAAGAUUGUGAAAGGAUCAGCAUUGCUUGCAUCCAAUGAUCAAGAACCAGAAUUAGGAGAAAAGUCCAUUCUUCAAUUACUUGAGACUAUGGACAAGGAGAUCAAAAUACCAUAAAGACCAAUUGAUAAGCCAUUCUUAAUGUCAAUAGAAGGCACAUAUCACAUUGCUGGUAGAGGAACAGUUGUGACUGGAACUAUCGAUUAAGGUAAAGCAUCAAUCAAGGACAACAUCGAAGUUGUCGGAUAUGGUAAACCAAAAUAAACUGCAAUUGUUGGUGUUGAAACCUUCAAAAAGCAACUUGAUUUCGGAGAGGCUGGUGACAAUGUCGGAAUUUUGAUCAGAGGUCUUACAAGAGAUGAUGUUAGAAGAGGAUAAGUUUUGUGCAAACCAGGAUCCUUAACAACUCACAAUUGCAUUGAAUCUAAUCUUUACAUCUUGAAGGAAGAAGAAGGAGGUCGUAAAAAACCAUUCCCCAAUGGUUAUCGUCCAUAAAUGUUCGUAAGAACUGCCGACGUUGCUGUUACAUUAUAUAGGUAUGCCAGGAGAUACCUCCACUGCAAAUUGAAUCUCUCCUAUAACUUACCACUCUACCAAGGUCAAAGAUUUGCACUCAGAGAAGGAGGAAAGACUGUAGCUGCAGGUGUUAUUUCUAAAAUCUUGCCUGAUGAAGUUGCACCAACCUCAAAGAAAUAAAUCUUAGACAAGCAAGAAGCAGCAGAAAAAAAACAAAAGGAAGCUGAUGAUUCUAAAGCAGCAGCUGCAGCAAAAACAGCAGCCGCAGCAGCAAAACCAGCAGCAGGAGCAAAAGCAGCAGGAGGUGCUAAACCUGCAGCCAAAGCACCACCUAAGAAAUGAGAAUAUAUAUAUAAUAAUAAUAUCAAUAUAUAUAUAAUAUUAAAUAUAUAA
Molecule: messenger RNA, 1489 nt
Organism: Paramecium tetraurelia
Lineage: Eukaryota; Ciliophora; Oligohymenophorea; Peniculida; Parameciidae
Exons: 6
Biological process (GO): mitochondrial translational elongation
Cellular component (GO): mitochondrion
Molecular function (GO): translation elongation factor activity; GTPase activity; GTP binding
Source: RefSeq, a predicted model, not a curated record